GCGACGUCGCGACAAAACCCAGAUCCUUGAAUGCAAUCGGAAACUAAAAAGGCACUUUUAAGGAAUCAACACGAUGUCGUUUCAUCAUAACCGCUAAAAUAAAUACUUAAAAACCGGUUUGAGUUUUGAUUUUUUUUGGUAGGAUCUUAAACCGGUUUGAUAAAUAAGGAAAACCAGUGAUGAGAACUAUACUUAGAAACGACGCCGUUUCAUCAAGCAUCAUUCUUCUACGUCUGGUUUGUUUUUCUUCAGCCGCAAAUCCAAGUCGACGAAUACGACGAUUUUAGUUAUUCGGCCGGAAAGGUUGAUAAUUUCGUGUGAUUAAUCUAUGGAGUUGGAAUUUGAAUCAAAGUACGAGAUUAACCGUACGGCGGAGUUCAUUAUUAGCAAAAGCUUCACCAGAAUUGCUUUACAGUUCCCGGAUGAGUUGUUAAAAGAUUCGACUAAGGUCGUGAGUGCUCUUAAGAGCAAAACUCGUUUGCUUACUGACAGAGAAGUCAGGUUCUUUGUAAUGGCUGACACAACUUAUGGUAGUUGCUGUAUUGAUGAAGUUGGAGCUUUGCAUAUUGAUUCUGAAUGUGUUGUUCAUUACGGUCAAACAUGUCUAAGCCCGACAUCAGUUCUUCCAGCAUUCUUCGUUUUUGGGAAAGCUUCGAUAAACGUCUCCAGCUGUGUUAAGCAUUUGAUAGAUUAUGCGUCAAAGAGCGAUAAGCCUAUCAUGAUUCUUUAUGGUCUAGAAUACGCGCAUGUAAUUCCACAAAUCCGAGAAGAAUUAGGAUUAUCGAAGACUGAUUCUCAAUUAUCUGUAGCCAAUGUCUUGUGUUCAUUCAUUAGUCCAUCCAAAGAUCCUAGAGAAUCCAUGGAGCAUCCGAGACCAUAUAGCGAAAGUGAUUCUAGUGAUAGCUUAUCCUCAUCUAGGAGCUAUAGACUAGGAGGGCUAACUUGGGACUUGCCAGAAGGAAGCAAAAUCGAGGACUAUUUACUUUUCUGGAUAGGUUCUGACAGUUCAGCUUUUGCCAAUGUAGUACUGACCUUCAAUGGUUGUGACAUAGUCAGAUAUGAUGCUGAAGAAGAUUCUUUGGUGACGGAAUUUUAUCAACAAAGAAGGAUACUUAAGCGACGAUAUUACUUGGUGGAAAAAGCUAAGGAUGCGAAUAUUAUAGGUAUUUUGGUGGGGACUCUUGGUGUUGCUGGUUACCUUCAUAUGAUUCACCAUAUGCAAGCACUCAUAUCUGCAGCUGGCAAAAAAUCUUACAUUCUUGCCAUGGGACGGCCUAACCCGGCCAAACUCGCAAACUUCCCCGAGUGCGAUGUUUUCAUCUACAUCUCAUGUGCCCAAACGGCUCUUUUAGAUAGCAAAGAGUUCAUGUCCCCUGUCAUUACUCCGUUCGAAGCCAAUCUUGCUUUUAGCAGAGGGAGUGAAUGGACAGGUGCAUACCUAAUGCAUUUCCAAGAUGUGAUCAACUCUGUAAAAUCAGAAUCAGAAGCACAUAUCGGAUCAGAGGAGCCACGGUUCUCCUUCUUUCAGGGUGGUUACGUAGAAGAUCACAAAACAAAUGAUCAAGCUAAGAAUGGAGAAGAAGACACAGGAGAGACAAUGACAUUGGUACAAGCUGCAGAGAAAGCAUUGCAGUUGCGAGGCAAUGAUCAUAACUCAUUGACUAAACAAACCGCUGCAAAAUCAGGACCUGAGUAUUUCCUUAACCGAGUUUAUCGCGGUUUGGAGAUAAAUAGUGAGAAUACUUUGCCGGAGCCUUAUAUAGUUGGGAGAAGCGGGAAGGCGUCUGGAUACAAGCACGAGUAGCAACUCCAAGAAGUUGAGUUUGAUCACAAAGAAAGAUUUGUGCUAUGUCAGACACUGUUUUACUGGCUUCCUAUGAGAUUGUUAGAAGAGAAAAUGUUUGCACACACACAAAAUGUUUGCCGUCCAUUAUAUCCUUUUUCUCUCUCCCUCUCUCUCAUACCAUUUCCUUCCUUAUUAAGUUGUUAAAUGUUACAAACGUAUUAAUUGAGAUGCAAAGUAGAUCUAGCCUUAACUUUGUAAGAAUCAAUUAUAAGUUUAUGGAAGAUAUCUUUAAAGUUUAAGGUUAAUUAAAACCUUUUCAAAAGGUCUUAAAUUUUAAAAAAGUUGUUUCAACUUGUUUGUCAAGACUCUC
Arabidopsis thaliana (thale cress) is the source of this 2156-nucleotide messenger RNA. RefSeq names its product diphthamide synthesis DPH2 family protein. The record is from RefSeq and is marked reviewed. Gene Ontology annotation, molecular function: 2-(3-amino-3-carboxypropyl)histidine synthase activity. Bases 329 to 1804 code for a protein of 491 amino acids. Gene Ontology annotation, biological process: protein histidyl modification to diphthamide. The transcript is spliced from 11 exons. NCBI's taxonomy places the organism in Eukaryota, Viridiplantae, Streptophyta, Magnoliopsida, Brassicales, Brassicaceae.